Molecule: messenger RNA, 2788 nt
Organism: Xylaria bambusicola
Lineage: Eukaryota; Fungi; Ascomycota; Sordariomycetes; Xylariales; Xylariaceae
Exons: 3
Coding region: 392-2461 (689 amino acids)
Biological process (GO): magnesium ion homeostasis
Cellular component (GO): intracellular membrane-bounded organelle
Source: RefSeq, a predicted model, not a curated record
CCCCACUCACUUCAUCUCCACUCCUCUACUCCAUCUUCCGUCAUUUAUUAUUUCACGAGUCGACCAUUCGACCAUCAACUCGAGAGUCGAAAUUCGAGAGGCAAGACGCCAUCGUCCGAGUCCUGAUCCCGCGAUUGUUCGGCCAACCCGUCCGCGCUCGACCGGCUUCCCACCUUGCCCAGCUUCAUCACUUUGUGUCAGCGAGAUACGCUUGGAGCAUCGUACUCACUGCCUAGCGUUACUAACAAUAACUGAAUCCGUGGCGCAGGGUUUUUACUCCGUGCUAGGUUAGCUGCGUACCUUUCUUUGCCUUUCCAACUACCGCAUACCCAACGCUAUUGUCGCAGCCCUUCCCACCGAGGUUGGCCUAGCUGCUUGCCGCUCGAUACCGAUGCAUCAUCGCCCGAAUGGCCACCUUCUCCAUGCCCGCACAGCUGUCCUAGGCUUGGCCAGGGCUCUGUUCGCAGGCCUUGCCGGCCUCGCCGUCGCCGCCCCGACUCGCCACGAAUCCCUCGUGCCCCGCGACCACCAUGACAACCUCCCCGAGGCCGAGGGUAGCGCCCUAUGGGUGCUCUACGUCGUAUCCAUGGUCCUCGUCCUCCUCGGCGGCGCCUUUGCCGGCCUAACAAUCGCGCUCAUGGGCCAGGAUGAGAUCUACCUGCGCGUCAUCUCUCUCGAUCAAGAAGAACCUCAACACAAGAAUGCAAGCCGCGUACAUCACUUGCUGAAGCGUGGCAAACAUUGGGUGCUCGUCACACUGCUCUUGUCCAACGUCAUCGUGAAUGAGACUCUUCCUGUCGUCUUAGAUCGAUGCUUUGGUGGUGGCAUUGCUGCCGUUGUCGGGAGUACUGUGUUAAUUGUCAUCUUCGGCGAGAUUAUCCCACAAUCCCUCUGUGUUCGCUAUGGCCUCCAGAUUGGUGGUUACAUGUCGAAACCCGUCUUGCUCCUAAUGUACAUCAUGGCUCCCGUGGCAUGGCCAACUGCAAAGCUUCUCGACUGGCUUCUUGGCGAGGACCAUGGUACUAUAUACAAGAAAAGUGGUCUCAAGACGCUCGUCACUUUGCACAAAACUCUUGGUGAGGUGGACGAAAGGUUGAACCAGGAUGAGGUCACAAUCAUAAGUGCGGUCUUGGAUUUAAAACGAAAGCCUGUGGAGGAGGUCAUGACACCCAUGAACGACGUGUUUGUUAUGUCUGAGGACACCGUACUAGACGAGGAGACGAUUGACCAGAUCCUUGAUGCCGGGUAUUCUCGCAUCCCCAUCCACCAGAGUGGCAACCCCACCAAUUUUGUCGGCAUGCUUCUAGUAAAAAUUCUGAUAACUUACGAUCCUGAGGAUGGCAAGCGUGUAAAGGACUUUGCUCUUGCCACCCUACCCGAGACGCGCCCUGAGACUAGCUGUCUCGACAUCAUUAAUUUCUUCCAGGAAGGAAAAUCCCACAUGGUGCUGAUAUCAGAGUAUCCCGGUGAUGAUCAUGGUGCGCUCGGAGUCGUGACCCUAGAAGAUGUUAUAGAAGAACUCAUUGGAGAAGAGAUCAUUGACGAAUCCGAUGUCUACGUUGAUGUGCAUAAAGCAAUUCGCCGAGCCCAUCCAGGACCUCAUGCUCGAGCUCACCGGAAAGACUUGCUAGCCAAGGACAUGCUUAUUGAUUUAGCUGAGGAAGGGGUGACAAAAGGGGCUGAAGACCAAGUUAGCCAUUCAAAGCGUACCUCUUCUGUCAAUGGAAGGUCUGAGGCUUCAGUCUUAUCACAGAGUCCGAUGAAGACGACUUUACUUCUAAGGAAAUCUUCUGCCGAUCAGAAUGGUAAAACGAUGCAUACAACGGUUCCUUUCAAAACAAACCUCGAGGAUAUGAGGGAUCACUUCAAAAAUCUUGGCCCAUCGAACCCUGCAUCGAACCCAAAAAGUACUCGAGUGUCCGCGGUUAAGAUCAAACCAGGACCAACCACGAACUCGACGGCCCAGCCGACGUCCGGUUCGGUAGACGUUAUCCAGGAGGACCCGCACAGCAGCAAUGUAGACGAGCGCACAAGCUUACUACGACCUCAAAUAACCGUCAAGGAUGGCGUCCAAGCUUUACACCAUAGUCACUAUGGGCCGGGAUCUCCUGGCUCUGUGAGAGGGGAGUUACAAAAGCCUUCUAUCAUCACGACAGGUGGUAGUCAGACACCCGGCAAAGAGAAUAAUACUUCGAAACAAUCGACGUCGAGCGAAGGCACUGCAUCACCCACUGAUGGUGAAACAGGACUGAUCGUCCGCCGAAGGGGGCAUGUCCGAAGUGGCAGUAUUACAGAAAACAUCGUGGAAGCUGGCGGCGUACGGAAAGUUGUUCUCGAGGCGAACAACUCUUCAGAAUCCGAAGAAGACGUGAGUCCAGGAACUUCAUCUGAUGGUGAUAAAUCUUCCACAAACAACAAGAAAAAGCGUGAUAGGCGUAAGGCCAGGAGGGGUCGUUCGUAAAUGCUUGUAAACCGGGACGACUUAUUCGUUGAACCACCGUAAUAUGGGUAUGUCAAGCGGGGUUCCCAACUUAGGAUAGAGCUUGUCAUGAUUUCCCUAUUGUACCACAGCAAUGUAUUAGUAAGGGCUAUAAUCAAGCAAUGAAAGAAAAAACAUGUUCUUUUGGCCCUAUAUUUCUCCUCGAGCCAUAUCUACUAGCCGUUCAGCAUCUCAUUUAGGAAAAGAUGUUCGAAGCACGUACAUGGUAUAACAAGGGCAGGUGACUAGGCUUGGAAUUGAAGCUAUUCGGACUGCAAUGAUCAACUGGGGCUGCAAGAGUCCUUGACU